Molecule: messenger RNA, 2132 nt
Organism: Symphalangus syndactylus (siamang)
Lineage: Eukaryota; Metazoa; Chordata; Mammalia; Primates; Hylobatidae
Gene: TBCE
Product: tubulin folding cofactor E
Biological process (GO): translation; cytoskeleton organization
Cellular component (GO): ribosome
Molecular function (GO): structural constituent of ribosome; protein binding
Source: RefSeq, a predicted model, not a curated record
AUUCUCGUCUAUCUUCCAGCAGCCGUACCUCACUCCGGUGGAGGCGGGACUUCCUACAGCACUUCCGGCCAGAGCCUAAAGCUUCGCUGCUGGGCAGUUCGCUGGAGGGGUUGCUGCUUGGAACACCUGGAGUCUCCGCGGGCAGAUCUCAUAUUUUGGAUUCUGGAUAUAUUAUAAUGAGUGACACUUUGACACCAGAUGUCAUUGGUCGAAGAGUUGAAGUUAACGGAGAACAUGCAACAGUACAUUUUGCUGGUGUUGUCCCUCCUGUGGCAGGACCCUGGUUAGGAGUAGAAUGGGACAAUCCCGAGAGAGGAAAGCAUGAUGGGAGCCACGAAGGGACUGUGUAUUUUAAAUGCAGGCAUCCGACAGGAGGAUCCUUUAUUCGUCCGAACAAGGUAAAUUUUGGAACAGACUUUCUUACUGCAAUUAAGAACCGCUAUGUGUUAGAAGAUGGACCAGACGAAGAUAGAAAAGAGCAAAUUGUUACAAUUGGAAAUAAACCUGUGGAGACUAUCGGUUUUGACUCUAUUAUGCGACAGCAAAGUCAGCUGAGCAGGUUGCAAGAAGUUUCUCUGCGGAACUGUGCAGUAAGUUGUGCUGGUGAAAAAGGAGGAGCUGCCGAAGCAUGUCCUAAUAUUAGAAAGGUAGAUUUGUCAAAAAACCUGUUGUCAUCAUGGGAUGAAGUGAUGCACAUUGCUGAUCAGCUCAGACACCUGGAAGUCCUUAAUGUCAGUGAAAAUAAACUAAAAUUUCCCUCCGGUUCAGUAUUAACUGGAACGCUUUCUGCACUGAAGGUUUUAGUCCUCAAUCAAACAGGAAUAAAGUGGGCUGAGGCUCAUGCGCAGUGUGGUGGCAGCAGGCACGGUCUCGACAUGCAGAAAGAUGCCAGCAAGUUCGUGGAUCUGUGCGUGCUGCAGAAAUGCUCCACCAGCAACUGCAUCAUCAGUGCCAAGGACCACACAUCCAUGCGGAUGAACGUGGCCAAGGUGCUGCGGUGUGCUGCGGGUUGCCCACGCCUGGAGGAACUCUACCUUGAGUCUGACAAUAUUUUCAUUUCCAAAAGGCCAACAGAUGUUCUCCAGACAAUCAAGUUAUUAGACCUUUCCUCUAAUCAAUUAAUUGAUGAAAAUCAGCUGUAUCUUAUAGCCCACCUGCCCAGGUUAGAAAAAUUAAUCCUCUCUGACAUUGGAAUUUCUUCUCUACAUUUUCCGGAUGCUGGAAUUGGGUGCAAAACAUCCAUGUUCCCGUCCUUGAAGUACCUUGUAGUAAAUGACAAUCAGAUAUCACAAUGGUCGUUUUUCAAUGAGCUAGACAAGUUACCAAGUCUACGGGCUUUGUCCUGCCUAAGAAACCCCCUGACCAAAGAGAACAAAGAAGCAGAGACGGUGCGUCUGCUCAUUAUUGCCAGCAUUGGCCAGCUGGAGACGCUGAACAGAUGUGAGAUUCUCCCCGAGGAGAGGCGGAGAGCUGAGCUUGACUACCGAAAAGCUUUUGGAAAUGAGUGGAAACAGGCUGGUGGACAUAAGGAUCCGGACAAAAACAGACUCAGCGAAGAAUUCCUCAUAGCCCAUCCCAGAUACCAGCUCCUCUGCCUGAAAUAUGGUGCACCUGAAGAUUGGGAACUCAAAACACAGCAACCACUUAUGCUCAAAAACCAGCUACUAACACUGAAGAUAAAAUACCCUCAUCAACUUGAUCAGAAAGUCCUAGAGAAACAACUGCCAGGCUCCAUGACCAUUCAAAAGGUGAAGGGAUUGCUGUCACGUCUUCUCAAAGUUCCUGUGUCAGACCUUCUGUUGUCCUAUGAAAGUCCCAAAAAGCCGGGCAGAGAAAUCGAGCUGGAAAAUGACCUAAAGUCAUUACAGUUUUAUUCUGUGGAAAAUGGAGAUUGUCUAUUAGUGCGAUGGUGACAACCAACUAAUAAAAUUUAGAGACUACACUGCUUAUCGUGUCUGGGGUUCACCGGAAAUAAAUGAUUCACUGGAACAAUUCUACUAUCAAAACAAAGGGGGUUUACAACUUGCCCUAAGUACAACAAGGGAUGUAUUUUAACAACGGAUGUAUUUUUUGUUGGGAAGUAACCAUUUCUAGGCUUAUACAUAAUAGCAAUAAUAAAGGCUUUGAACCUA